UGAACAUAACACACAGGUAUCCAGAUGUGUAAAGUAUGGCUGUGUAUUCUGACCAUAACACACAGGUAUCUGGAUGUGUAAAGUAUGGCUGUGUAUUCUGAACAUAACACACAGGUAUCCGGAUGUGUAAAGUAUGGCUGUGUAUUCUGAACAUAACACACAGGUAUCCAGAUGUGUAAAGUAUGGCUGUGUAUUCUGAACAUAACACACUAUCAAUACAAAUAAGGGGAAAAUACUUCUUAUUUUCUCUAAAUGUUCCAACAAACAACAAAAGCUCAGUAGAAGAAAAAAAAAAGUAAUUGUUUUGGGCAAUUUCUCGCCUUCUUUGUGGGUCUGGCAUAAGACUUCAUCCACAUCAAUUCAAAUUCAAUCAAAUGUAUUUAUGAAGCCCUUCAUACAUCAGCUAAUGUCUCAAAGUGCUGUACAGAAACCCAGCCUAAAACCCCAAACAGCAAGCAAUGCAGAUGUAGAAGCACGGUGGCUAGGAAAAACCCCCUAGAAAGGCCAAAACCUAGGAAGAAACCUAGAGAGGAACCAGGCUAUGAGGGGUGGCUCGUCCCCGUACAGAACUGUCUGCGUCCCCGUACAGAACCGUCCUCGUCCCCGUACAGAACUGUCCUCGUCCCCGUACAGAACUGUCCGCGUCCCCGUACAGAACUGUCCUCGUCCCCGUACAGAACUGUCCGCGUCCCCGUACAGAACUGUCCGCGUCCACGUUCGGUGUGGCGCCAAGGAUAUUGUCCGGUUACGCGCAGAGUGGACUGAGGUGAUCUUGGGGAAUAACGACGGAGUUUGUUACAGUGUUGAGACACCGAAGUUUACUGUUCAAUUUGCUUUUUUCUUUACGGUCAGGGACAGUAUGAGUGUAGCCAGAUCCUUUUCACUCUCUGUCCUUGUUUCAUUUUGUGGUUCACCGGAUUCGUCAUCGAGACGAGGGACAGACGAACGACCUGCUAACUAGUCGGUACAGCUCGGUAAGCUAGCUAGCUACUCUACCAGCAGCAUCCUAGUUACCAUAGCUACCACUACAUCAUCACCGGCUGUCUGCAUUUCUUGUGGACUGAUGGAGCUCCCCGGUUGUUUCUUCCACCUGUUAAAUCCCGGUGAGGCUUCUCCCUCUCUUGUUGACGGAUGCUGGCUACCUCUGUCCGGUUCUCCUCUCUUCACUAGAUGGACGGUAACUUUAGUGUUUAAACCCUCUGUGUCCAAGGACCGAACUUUUGAAUAUUAUUUUCAGGGCGCCUCAAUAGCAGGUAUUGAACACCGGGUAAAUAAUCACUAGUCAGAACUUCAACCUCAGUAUGAAUUCAUUAUAAAAAAUCUAUUUAAUAUCAGAUAUUGUGAGUAAACAACCUCGAGAGUGUGUCUUCCAGCCCUCCAAUAAAUCACAUCAUUCAACCCUCCCGGUUAGUAAAUUUACCUCAACAUGCCCCCGGAGAAGGCAGAGUAACGACACCAGCCUUUUAGCGGGGCUGACAGACUGACUACAACGCUCGCGUAGCUAAAUGAAUUUCGUUAUUAAAAAUGACACACUGCUUGCACGCGCCAACGAGCGUCUGGAAGUCAGUUCAAUUUGUGACGCAGUUCGCGCUGCAUCUCCUCAUUGGUUUAUAGAAGCAGGUCCCCAAAUGUCAUGUUAUUUAGCAAAAAAACAUAACUUAACAUAAACAUAACUUCUUUAAACAAUUAAAGCUAAUUUACGAACAUUUCUGAAUAUGAAUAUAUAGCUUUUUGGAAUGAAACUCUUCUUAUGUUUCCCCAUCUGAGCUCAGAGUAGAUGAGAGAUGUAAUGUUUGUCUCUGUUGUGUUGAAGCCCAAUCAAGCAGAAGAGACCAGCCUCCCCUGUUCCCAGCUGUGUGUCCAUGAAGAGUGACUGGUCUAUGGAACUUCCUAUAGAGUUUAGAGAGGGAGACUUUUCUACUGAACAAAGAAACCAACAGGAGAGAUCAGAGUCAGAGAUUCUCAGUGGUCAGUCUUCCCAGAGUCAUCAAACAGACCUGGCCUCCAUAUUCAGUUUGCUUGAAGAGAAAAUUAUGACAUUUGUGAAGAACGAGCUGAAGAUGUUCAAGAGGAUUCUUGGUCCAGAACUCCCAGAAGGCUUUGAGAGUCAGAAGCAGGAAGUGGUGGAUGCUGAAGAUGAGAAGCAGGAGAGCAGUGCCAGAGAGGGGGCUCUGAAGAUCACACUGCACAUCCUGAGGAAAAUGAACCAGAAGGAGCUUGCUGACAAACUAGAGAAAUAUGAGCUUGCUGUGAUUUGCCAACGUGAACUCAAAUCUAAUCUAAAGAAGAAGUUUCAAUGUGUAUUUGAGGGGAUCGCUAAACAAGGAAACCCAACACUUCUCAAUAAGAUCUACACAGAGCUCUACAUCACAGAGGGUGGAACAGGAGAGGUUAAUAAUGAACAUGAGCUGAGACAGAUUGAGACAACAACCAGGAAACAAGCAAGACCAGAGACUGCAAUCAAAUGUAACGACAUCUUCAAACCCUUAACUGGACAAGAUAAACAUAUCAGAACUGUGCUGACAAAGGGAGUCGCUGGCAUUGGAAAAACAGUCUCUGUGCAGAAGUUCAUUCUGGACUGGGCUGAAGGAAAAGCAAAUCAGGAUGUCCAAUUUGUAUUUUCAUUCCCUUUCCGGGAGCUGAAUUUGAUGAAAGAGGACAAACACACUUUAAUUGAACUUCUUAAUCACUUCUCAAUGGAAACCAAACAAUCAAGAAUCUCCAACUACAACAAGUACAAAGUUCUGUUCAUCUUUGAUGGUCUGGAUGAGUGCCGACUGCCCCUAGACUUCCAGAAGAACAAGAUCUGUUGUGACGUCACAGAGUCAACCUCAGUGGAUGUUCUGCUGACAAAUAUCAUCAAGGGAAAUCUGCUUCCCUCUGCUCUCCUCUGGAUAACUACCCGACCUGCAGCAGCCAAUAAGAUCCCUGCAGCGUGUGUUGACCAGGUGACAGAGGUACGAGGGUUCAAUGACCCACAGAAGGAGGAGUACUUCAGGAAGAGAUUCAGUGAUGAGGACCUGGCCAGCAGAAUCAUCUCACACAUAAAGACAUCAAGGAGCCUCCACAUCAUGUGCCACAUUCCAGUCUUCUGUUGGAUUUCUGCAACAGUCCUUGAACACAUGUUGAGUACAGACAAGAGAGAAGAGAUGCCCAAGACUCUGACUGAGAUGUACACACACCUUGUGGAGUUUCAUACCAAACAGAAGAAUGAAAAGUAUCUUGGGAAAGAAGAGACAGGUCCACACUGGAAUAAAGAGAGCAUUCUGUCACUGGGAAAACUGGCUUUUCAACAGCUUGUGAAGGGCAAUCUGAUUUUCUAUGAAGAAGACCUGAAAGAGUCUGGCAUUGAUGUCAAUGAAGCCUCAGUGUACUCAGGAUUGUGCACACAGCUCUUUAAAGAGGAAUGUGGGCUGUACCAGGACAAGGUGUACUGCUUUGUUCAUCUGAGCAUUCAGGAGUUUCUGGCUGCUGUAUAUGUGUUCCUCUCAUUCAUCAACAACAAUGAGAAUCUAAUGGACAAACUGCAAACAAACGACAAGCCUGAAGUUACUUUCUACAAGAGUGCUGUGGAUAAAGCCUUACAAAGUGAGACGGGAAACCUGGACCUUUUCCUCCGCUUCCUUCUGGGCCUCUCACUGGAGUCCAAUCAGAAGCACUUACGAGGUCUACUGACAAAGACAAGAAGCAUCUCACAGAGCCAUGAAGAAGCAGUCGAGUACAUCAAGGAGAAGAUCGGGGAGGAUCUCUCUCCAGAGAGGAGCAUCAAUCUGUUCCACUGUCUGAAUGAACUGAAUGACCAUUCUCUAGUGAAGGAGAUCCAAAGAUACCUGAGAUCAGGAAGUCUCUCAAAACCCAACCUGUCACCUGCACAGUGGUCAGCUCUGGUCUUUGUGUUGCUGACUUCAGAACAGGAGCUGGAUGUGUUUGACCUGAAGAAAUACUCCAGAUCAGAGGAAGGUCUUCUGAGGCUGCUGCCAGUGGUCAAAGCCUCCAGAGCUGUUCUGCUGUCAGGCUGUGGAGUCACAGAGGAAGGCUGUGCUUCUCUGGUCUCAGCUCUGAGGUCAAACCCCUCACACCUGAGAGAGCUGGAUCUGAGUAACAAUGACCUGAAGGAUUCAGGAGUGAAGCUGCUCUCUGCUGGACUGGGGAAUCCCCACUGUAAACUGGAGACUCUGAGGCUGUCAGGCUGUCUAGUCACAGAGGAAGGCUGUGCUUCUCUGGUCUCAGCUCUGGCUCAAACCCCUCACACCUGAGAGAGCUGGAUCUGAGCUACAAUCACCCAGGAGACUCAGGAGUCAGACUGCUCUCUGCUGGACUGGAGGAUCCACACUGCAGACUGGAGAAACUCAAUGUGGAACAUGGUGGAGAGAACAGAAUGAAACCUGGGCUUAGAAAAUAUGUCUGUGAUCUCACACUGGACCCAAACACAGUAAACAGACUCCUCUCUCUGUCUGAGGAGAACAGAAAGGUGACAUGGAGGAGAGAGAAGCAGCCGUAUCCUGAUCACCCAGAGAGAUUUCAGUACUGGAGACAGGUGCUGUGUAGAGAGGGUCUGACUGGGCGCUGUUACUGGGAGGUAGAGUGGAGUGGGAGGGCUGAUGUAGGAGUGACAUAUAAAGGAAUCAGCAGGAGAGGAAGGGGUGAUGACUGUGGUCUUGGAUACAAUGACAAGUCCUGGGGUCUGCUCUGCUCUGACAACAGUUACUCUGCCAGGCACAAUAAUAAACCCACUACCAUAGACGUCCCCUCCUCCAGCUCCCACAGAGUAGGAGUGUAUCUGGACUGGCCAGCCGGCACUCUGUCCUUCUAUAGAGCCUCCUCUGACACACUGAACCACCUGAUCACAUUCACCUCCACAUUCACUGAGCCCCUCUAUCCAGGGAUUUAUGUUUGUGUUGACUCGUCAGUAUCCCUGAAAUAAUCACCUGACACACACACACUGGACACACACACACACUGGACACACACACAUACAAACACAGUGGAAACACAAACACACACAUUCACUGAACACACACACACAAAACUGGACACACAAACAAGCACUGGACACACACGCACACACACAAACUUGACACACACACUGGAAACACACACACACUUGACACACACACUGGAUACACACACACACACACACACACACACACUGGACACACUGGGCACACUGGACACACACAAACUGGAAACAUACACACACACACACACACACUGGACACACACACACACACUGGAUACACACACACACACACACUGGACACACUGGACACACACAAACUGGAAACAUAAACAGGAUACACACACACACACACACUGACAAACACACACUUACAAACACACACUCUGACAGUGUGAUUUAAUGAUAUAUUUUACUGUUUGUGUUUGUACCACAGGAGGUUGGUGGGACCUUAAUUGGGGAGGACAGGCUUGUAAUGGCUGGAGGGGAAUAAUUGGAAUGGUAUCAAACACGUGGUUUCCAUGUGUUCCAUUUCAUUCACUCUGUUCCAGAUUAUUAUAAGCCGUCCUCCCCUCACCAGCCUCCUCUGGUAUGUACUGUCCUAUAUGUGAGACAUCCAACAAGGAAUUACAAUGUAUGUAUUACUUUUAAUACCUGCAAAUGGCAAAUAAACUACUAGAACUCCUUA
Messenger RNA from Oncorhynchus nerka (sockeye salmon), 5645 nucleotides. RefSeq names its product NLR family CARD domain-containing protein 3-like. The record is from RefSeq and is a predicted model, not a curated record. The transcript has 8 exons. NCBI's taxonomy places the organism in Eukaryota, Metazoa, Chordata, Actinopteri, Salmoniformes, Salmonidae. Gene Ontology annotation, molecular function: protein binding. Gene Ontology annotation, biological process: intracellular signal transduction. Bases 1863 to 4256 code for a protein of 797 amino acids.